Molecule: messenger RNA, 828 nt
Organism: Paralichthys olivaceus (Japanese flounder)
Lineage: Eukaryota; Metazoa; Chordata; Actinopteri; Pleuronectiformes; Paralichthyidae
Biological process (GO): positive regulation of cell population proliferation; cell adhesion
Cellular component (GO): plasma membrane
Molecular function (GO): cytokine activity; stem cell factor receptor binding
Source: RefSeq, a predicted model, not a curated record
UGUCUUUCAAAGAGAAACACUGACUUUGAUCCACUGGAUUUGAGCAACCACAAUUUUUUGCUCCAUAUGAGGAAGAAAAUCUUGAAAGCACCUUGUCUCCUCUUGAGUCUGUUCACAAGUUUGAAUCUCUGCUCUGGAAAAUUCGGGACGCCGAUAACUGAUGAUGUGAGCAAGCUGUCUUUAUUGAAGCAGAAUAUCCCGUCUGAUUAUGAAAUUCCUGUUAGUUACAUUCCCAAAGAAGUGGCUGGCCCGUGCUGGGUGGUGUUAAACAUCUAUCCUUUAGAGCAAAGUCUUCGAAAGCUGGCCAGCAUGUUCGGUGCCAUCUCCUCCAACAAGGAAAACAUAAUCGUCUUCAUUGCGAUGCUGAAGAGUUUACGCUUCACCUUCGACCAUGAGGAGCUGGAAACUACAAUGCAAGUCUUCCAGUGUCACUACAGAGAUGGGAGCUUAAUGUCCGGUCUUUACUUCGACUAUAUCAAAGAUAUCUUACACGCCGCCGCUCAGGGGACAUCCGGCUUCUCGUGCAAGCCACCACCGUGUCUCAAUCCACAUCAGACACCAGGUGGUCAGGAAGACACUCGUGUAUACAGCUGGUCCAAGAGAGCGCCCGUGCUCCUGGCUCUCAUCCCCUUCAUAGCCUGUGUUGUUCUUAUAGUGUGGCAGGUCAGGUCUGGAAGGCGCUUACCAGUGUGCAACACCGAAAAUAACCGAACGCCAUCUUCUGACACGAUUGCCAGUGUGUCUGUCUCCAUCCCACUUCAAACACUCACCCACGCUGCCGACACUCAGCCAGCGGGGGAGGCGAUGCCCGAGCAUGAGAGUGGAUGA